This is a messenger RNA of Otolemur garnettii (small-eared galago), 2553 nucleotides long. It is a transcript of the gene MOGAT1, whose product is annotated as monoacylglycerol O-acyltransferase 1. Gene Ontology annotation, molecular function: diacylglycerol O-acyltransferase activity. The record is from RefSeq and is a predicted model, not a curated record. The transcript is spliced from 6 exons. Gene Ontology annotation, biological process: diacylglycerol biosynthetic process; triglyceride biosynthetic process. Gene Ontology annotation, cellular component: endoplasmic reticulum membrane. The coding region runs from base 125 to 1132 and encodes 335 amino acids. NCBI's taxonomy places the organism in Eukaryota, Metazoa, Chordata, Mammalia, Primates, Galagidae.
CUCCAGUGCGCCCGGCCGGUGCCCGGAGCGGCGCCCGGAUCCGGCCGCGCACUUCCCGCAGGCGCCGCGGAGCAGCGAGGGUGCAGGCGGCGGCGGUGGGCGCCGUCCUCGCCCGGGCCGGGCCAUGAAGGUCGAGUUUGCGCCGCUCAACGUCCCGCUGGAGCGGCGGCUGCAGACCGCGGCGGUGCUGCAGUGGGUCCUGUCUUUCCUGCUGCUGGCCCAGGUGUGUGUUGGAUUCAUCGUGGUGCUGAUCAUACACAACUAUUGGUUCCUUUACGUCCCUUACUUGACGUGGCUUUACUUUGACUGGCAUACCCCAGAGCAAGGAGGCAGGAGAUCCAACUGGGUCAGAAAUUGGACUGUUUGGAAGUACUUUAAGGACUAUUUUCCAAUUCACCUCAUCAAAACUCAGGAUUUGGAUCCAAGUCACAAUUAUAUAUUUGGGUUUCACCCUCAUGGAGUACUUGUGGCUGGAGCCUUUGGAAAUUUUUGUACAAAUUAUUCAGACUUCAAGGAGCUGUUUCCUGGCUUUACUGCGUAUCUUCAUGUGCUCCCAGUUUGGUUCCGGUGUCCUCUCUUCCGAGAAUAUCUGAUGAGUAGCGGGCCAGUUUCUGUUUCUAAGAAAAGCAUAUCAUACGUGAUGAGCAAGGAAGGAGGUGGAAACAUUUCUGUCAUUGUCCUUGGGGGUGCAGAAGAGUCACUGGAUGCCGGUCCUGGAAAAUUCACUCUGUUCAUCCGUCAGCGGAAAGGAUUUGUUAAAAUUGCUUUGACCCAUGGCGCAUAUUUGGUCCCAGUGUUUUCUUUUGGUGAAAAUGAACUGUUUAAACAAAUUAACAAUCCUGAAGGCUCAUGGCUUAGAACUGUUCAGGAGAAACUACAGAAGAUGAUGGGGUUUGCUUUGCCCCUGUUUCAUGCCAGAGGAGUUUUUCAGUACAGUUUUGGCCUAAUGCCUUAUAGGAAACCUAUCCACACUGUUGUUGGCCGCCCCAUCCCUGUUCAUCAGAUUCUGCACCCGACCUCGGAGCAGAUUGAGGAGCUGCAUCAGACCUAUUUGGAGGAGCUGAGGAAGUUAUUUGAAGAGCACAAAGGAAAGUAUGGCAUCCCAGAGCACCAAACUCUUGUUUUUAAGUGACUUCACUCUUAAAGGGCGUAAAGGAGAACCAGAAGCCAUCCCAUGGAGAGAAUAAAUAUUUUAAAUAAGUUUUUUUUCUUUUGACUAUGAAAUGAAAUUUGUAACUGAAAAGUAUUAUUUAUGAUGACAGAUGUUGAUGUUUUAUUUGUAGUAAGUAAAGAUCCAGUGCAUAACUAUAGAAGGAUAAGUAUGGAGAUGACCACGUGUAUAAGACUUUUUUUAAUAACACUUCUUCGCUUAGGAAGGCUUCAUCAUUUUAAAGGUGAUGAAAAGAGAAUGAUUCAUGUGCUCCAAUGAAAUGACAGCUUCGAAAAAUAAUUAGACUCUUACUAAAUCUCACAAUAACUUAAGGUGGUGUUUUCACUAAGUACUGCAGCUGUUGUUCAGCACAGCUGGAACGUUUAGGAAACAGUCUAAAAUGAUUUUCCAUAGAGAGCUAGAGGAGAUACAUUUUUUUUCUGCAUGAACAGGCCAUUUGUUAGUGAAUACUGUUACUUUUAAUAUUUAGAUAAUUUGAUCUUUUAGGUCAAGUCAACUAACACAUUUUUAUACAAUAAUGCAGAUUUUUUUAUGUCAUUCUCAAAAUAGGAUAAACCUGCCAUAUGGAAGGCCGCAUGGACAGAGCUUGCCUUGUUUCUACUUAUGGUUAGAAACACGCUCAUUUGCUGUAGACAAGGAAGUUUAUUUGAAAGAUGGGCUUUUGCAGAUGUCUAGUACAUUGGAAAUUCCAGAAUGUUUUCAUGGUAAUAGAAAUAAUUUCAGUGUUCUUUCCAUUGUAAGGCAAGCUCUGAAGGAAAGAACGUUCUCUUGUGAGAUGUAUCCACUUCACAGUUGAUUUAGCUUAUGAGUCUUCUCUGAACCAGAAUGAGCAGGAACCUUGAGCUUCGUGCUUGCUGAUAUUCCCUAGUGUCUGGGUUAGCUCGAGGCACUUAGUAGGCACAAAGUGAGGACUUGUUUGAUGAAUGUAUUGAUAGAUAUGGUGGAAUAUGCAGACACACUUUGUCGUAAAGCAAAGAAUUUUUCAAGCUGUGCUGUAGGAUGAAACCUGUUGCAAGACAAGACUCACUUUUAGAAGACAACAAUUUCUAUAUUUAACUGUACAUCAGUAAUUAUACUGUAGGUUGCUUUUUAGUGAAAAGUCAGAAGGAGGUUUCUGAUUAUUAGAAAUAAUCAGUGUUAACCAAGUGUUAAGUAACUAGUCAGUAAGAAGAAUUGUCUAGUUUCCAAAUGAUCUCUAUUGCUAGAUGUUUGCUUUUCUGCCUUCUCUACUCCAGCUGUUUCUGGGCAACUUCACUGAGUUGCUUUCUAACUCUAUGAUAAUAUGCCUUCAGGUUUCUAGUUUAUAAACCUUAAACUCUGGGCUACAGACUGGAUUGGGUUCAAUUCAUAAUUGAAAACCAAAAAAAAGUGAACCUUCUUAA